This is a messenger RNA of Hirsutella rhossiliensis, 993 nucleotides long. RefSeq names its product enoyl-(Acyl carrier protein) reductase domain-containing protein. Bases 1 to 993 code for a protein of 330 amino acids. The record is from RefSeq and is a predicted model, not a curated record. NCBI's taxonomy places the organism in Eukaryota, Fungi, Ascomycota, Sordariomycetes, Hypocreales, Ophiocordycipitaceae. The transcript has 3 exons. Gene Ontology annotation, cellular component: intracellular anatomical structure. Gene Ontology annotation, molecular function: oxidoreductase activity, acting on NAD(P)H, oxygen as acceptor.
AUGUUGCGACUCGCCCCCGCGCUGAGGCAGCUGGCCCGGCCGCAGCCCCUGCCGGUGCCCCUGCCGGUGCCCCUGCAGCCCCUGUGCUCCUCCCCCGUCGCCGCCCCGGCAUUUGGUCGGCUCCACUCCCUCCCCCGCCGCGCCGUGCACAGCAGCCCCACUCGACAAAACCUCGCCCCAGGCCCUCGGCCUCAUCUGCUGCCCGAAUUCAGCCUCAAGGACAAGGUCAUUGUCGUCUCUGGCGGCGCCAGGGGCCUGGGCCUCGUCCAGGCCGAGGCACUGCUCGAGGCCGGCGCAACCGUGCACUGCAUCGACAGGCUUCCUUCGCCUGCCAACGACCCGAGCUCUGGCUUUUCCGAAAUCUACAAGCGGGCUCGACGCGAGCUCGACACCAGUCUCACCUACCACCAGUCCGACGUCCGCAAUGUCGCCGAGCUCAACAAGAUCAUGGAGAACAUUGCCGACGAGGCCGGGCACUUGGACGGCCUCAUCGCCGCUGCCGGCAUCAACCACGAGAUGCCUGCUCUCGAGUACACUCCGGAGGAGGUGGACAGGAUGAUGAGCAUCAACGUCACGGGCGCCUUCAUGACUGCCCAAGCUGCCGCCCGUCAGAUGGUCCGCCUCAAGCAAAAGGGAAGCAUCUGCUUGAUCGCCAGCAUGAGCGGCACCAUUGCCAACCGCGGCAUGUAUGCUCCGGCAUACAACGCCUCCAAGGCCGCCGUCAUCCAACUGUGCCGCAGUCUGGCUGCCGAGUGGGGCGAGUUCGGCAUCCGUGUCAACACGCUCUCGCCCGGGUACAUCAUGACGCAGAUGCUCCAGUCGCUCUUCGACGACUUCCCCGAGCGAAAGGAGGUGUGGCCCACGGAAAACAUGCUCAACCGCCUCAGCUUGCCCAGCGAGUAUCGUGGCGCCGCCGUGUUCCUGCUGAGCGAAGCCAGUAGCUUCAUGACGGGCGGGGAUCUCCGAAUCGAUGGCGGCCAUUCAGCGUGGUAG